This is a messenger RNA of Postia placenta MAD-698-R-SB12, 906 nucleotides long. RefSeq lists its product as hypothetical. NCBI's taxonomy places the organism in Eukaryota, Fungi, Basidiomycota, Agaricomycetes, Polyporales, Adustoporiaceae. The record is from RefSeq and is a predicted model, not a curated record. Bases 1 to 906 code for a protein of 301 amino acids. The transcript is spliced from 11 exons.
AUGGCCACGCAUCGCUAUACAGACGUGUGGGAGAUUCGCCUGACUCCCCCUCCUUCCCCUCUACUCCCUAUUCCUGCGCCAUGGGUCUCCGCUCUCCUGGAUCCCGAGCGCCGCCUACAUACAGGGGAAACCAUCUUCCUCCUCGCAUUAUUCGGCAAUGGCGAAAGCAGUGCAGUCAAGCGUUCUGAGGGCCAGACAUUUGCUUUUGUGGUGGCGAGAACGUCACCGCAUUCGAGAGACAGAAAACGCACCGAGCCGCCCGAGGAUACCCACAGCACACCCUCUAUACGUUCGCUUCCGGAGCGGCGCAUCCCAUAUGCAAAAAAGCUCCUUCCCGGUUAUGCGGAUGUAACGCAGUCUACACCGCAAUUCGAGCUCGAAUUUUGCAUACCGAUGACCAGGCAUCGAGAGGCGUCCGAUGUGGAAGCGCACUCUUCGUUAGAGUCCCUUCUUAGCCGUCCGCCAUUGAAGAAGGCGGUCGUUAUCGGCAUAAACUACAGUGGUCGCGGAGCGGAUGAAGAAUUCACACCAUUGCAUGGCUGCUCGAGGGGCGCACGAGAGUUCAAAGAUUUUCUAAUAGAUGUUUGCGGUUUCGAAUCGGAGAACGUCAUCUUGAUGGUCGAUGACGAAGGUCAUCCUCUGCAGUCCCAACCUAAGGAGCGCAACAUAUUGCGGGAGCUAAAAAACCUGGUCAGGGGCGCGUUACCGGACGACAUUCUAGUCCUCUACUAUUGCGACGGAACAGGGAAGCAUUGUGGACAUGGACUCAUUAAAGACAAUGUCCUGCGCAAAAUCCUUGUAGUGCCUCUUAUGGAAGGCGUUUGCUUCAGGAUUUGGAUCACUAUCACUGCAACCGGCGUCAAAUUGAUGCUCAGUGUCCUCCUCGGAAAUGGUCGUCAUACCUGA